Molecule: messenger RNA, 2643 nt
Organism: Cuscuta campestris
Lineage: Eukaryota; Viridiplantae; Streptophyta; Magnoliopsida; Solanales; Convolvulaceae
Source: the annotation of a GenBank genome assembly
AUUUAAAAAUAAACAUAUUAUUAUUUUCAAUUGGAGAUUCUUCAUUGUUGGCUACUGUCUACAGAGAGUUAUUGAGUGAGAUCCUUGCUUAAAACAUUCUUAACAGAUUUUAUCCUUUUCCUACUCAUUUCCACUUCCCUUCCGAUCGUAAACCAACAUCAUCAUGGUUUAUUUUCAGUUGCACAGAAAAAUGAGGCAAUGAUGCAUUCAGACAGGGAUGCAAGAUGUCAGCUAAGGAGCUUGAUAGCCUCUUAUCUAUUCUAUCUGAGAAAAAAAAGAAAGCUGAGCUAGAAGAAACUGAGGCAAACUUGCAGCUUCUGUUCAACUUUAUGCAGUGCUUAAGGAAGCAAAAAUUUGAUGAACUUCAUGAGAUUCAAAAUGACCUUGAAUAUAUUAAAGAAGACAUAAGGGCUGUAGAGAAAUGUAGAUUGGAGUUGUAUCGAGCCAGGGAUAGAUGCUCAGCAAAAACAUUGAUAUUGAGGGGCCAAUCUUCACAAAAAGGUCCUGUGUUGUGUGACCAACAUAGUUGUGGCACUAUUCCAAAUGUCCCUAAUGCACAAGGAGAGCGCCUUGCAGUUUCCAACUGUCCUCAGGCCCGGAUAACACAAGAUCCUUUCCCUUAUCAAUUAAUUCAGACAGAGGAUGAACACAAUGGGUCAGUUUCAGAACAUAAUGUAGCAAGGAGGAGACAAGUUCAUGCACAGUUCAGUGAUCUGCAAGAGUGUUACUUGCAAAAGCGGAGACAUUACGGCACAAAACCUCAGAAACGGGAAGAGAAUGUAACAACCAACAGGACAAAAGAGCAAUACAAUACAGGACUUGAAGAAUUCCAAUACAUUUUCUCUGCAUAUACGCGAUACAGCCGAUUGCAAGUUGUUGCUGAGUUUAGGCACACAGAUCUUUUCCACACUGUCAAUAUCGUUUCAAGUAUAGAAUUUAACCGAGAUGAUGAACUAUUUGCUAUAGCUGGAGUAUCAAGGCGCAUCAAGGUCUUUGAUUUUGCUGAUGUAGUAAAUAAACCAACAGGUCUGCAGUGUCCUGUUGUGGAAAUGCCUACCAGAUCCAAACUGAGCUGUUUGAGCUGGAACAAGUACAAAAAGAAUUACAUAGCUAGCAGUGACUAUGAGGGCAUAGUAACUGUGUGGGAUGUGACUACUCGUCAGAGUAUUAUGGAGUGUGAGGAGCAUGAAAAACGAGCAUGGUGUGUUGACUUUUCAUGCACUGAACCUUCUAUGCUGGUUUCUGGAAGUGAUGAUUGCAAGGUGAAAGUUUGGUGCAUGAGGCAGGAAGACAGUGUUCUAAGCAUUGAUAUGAAAGCAAAUAUUUGUUCUGUGAAGUGCAAUCCUGGAUCAAGUUUCCAUGUGGCAGUGGGUUCUGCUGAUCACCACAUCCACUAUUAUGACUUGAGAAGUAUUAAGCAGCCCUUGUAUGUAUUCAGUGGGCACAGUAAAGCUGUUUCAUACGUGAAAUUCAUGUCGGACAAUGAACUUGCAUCUGCAUCAACUGAUAGCACAAUUCGUUUGUGGGACGUCAAGGCCAACAUUCCAGUUAAGUAUAACUCUCUUUGUUCCAUGAUAGUGUUGAAAGUUUCAACUUUCAGUUAUUCCAAACUGGUGUUCUUAUUUCCUAUGAAAUAUUUCGGAAAGAGCAUACUUAUUAGAACACUCCAUUCAUGAUUCACCCAAAUUUUUUUUCCAAUUCCUUACCAACCCACCUUACAUUUUGUUGUUUUUAUUACACACUUGGAAGAAGACCUAGACCUGCCUAAACUCACUCUUUAACUUUGUGCCAAGGAUUGAAGGAAGGUGAGAAAAGUAUUCUGAAACGAAGGGAUUAUUAGUGAUCUUCAGUUCUUCACUUCAUUGUCUUUCAUUUUGUGUACAUGAGUUCUAUUAUCAUUAUCACCUUAAUCCCAAUUAGUUUGGGUUGGUGGCAUGAAUUUGCUUAGUGCUAAUUAAUUACCACUGAAUUUUUGAUUGGUUAUUUACUCACUUUAUUAUGUGGUUAUUUAUUUUUGGGCUUUCAGCUGCGCACUUACAGAGGGCAUACAAAUGAACGCAAUUUCGUGGGUCUCACAGUAAACACUGAAUACAUUGCAUGCGGCAGCGAAAGAAAUGAAGUUUUUGUUUAUCACAAGGCAAUAUCUAAACCUGCAGCUUGGUACAGUUUUGGUCCCGAUACGAGCGAAGGUGACGAAGAAAUAGGAGGGGCACCGUGCUUCAUCAGCGCUGUUUGCUGGAAAAGUGACAGCCCCACCAUCCUUUGUGCAAACAGUCUUGGGGUUAUAAAAGUCCUUUCACUUGCUGCUGGUUAACUGGUAACAACCCUUCAUUAAACUAAACAGCGACUGUUAUACAAAGUGCGUAAUAAUUUAGGCAAUUGAUAUUUGCGCUCGACAUUGUUGAUGUAAACGCUCCAAAGCACCAUUAUUCGAAGAGUUGGAAUAGUGAUUCUCAAGCAUUGGAUUGUAAAUAUCAAAAUGUCGAGUUCAAAAAUCAAUCGCUAUAAUUUACCCGAAUUUGGUUUAUAUUGACUCAAUCAUCCAAUUCCUAAUCCAUGAAUUUCUAUAUUGUCACAUUGUGCCAUUGUGGGGUGAGACAUGUAAGUUUUAUGGCUUAUACGGAGUAAAAAGAUAUUGGGAAC